UUUGAAGGGUGCAACAAGGCAUUUUCUAGGCUUGAGAACCUUAAGAUUCACCUCCGGAGUCAUACUGGGGAGAAGCCAUACCUGUGUCAGCAUCCUGGCUGCCAGAAAGCUUUCAGCAACUCCAGCGACCGGGCAAAGCAUCAGCGAACACACCUGGAUACCAAACCCUAUGCCUGUCAGAUUCCUGGCUGCUCCAAACGCUACACUGACCCCAGCUCUCUGCGCAAACAUGUGAAAGCUCAUUCAGCCAAAGAACAACAGGUGCGUAAGAAGCUAAAUUCUUGCACUGAUAUCGAACAAGAUGUACUAAGUGAAUGCUUAGCUAUACAACAACUCCACACAUCUUCACAACAUAUUUUGGAUGGGAAAUGUGGUAGAUCUGUAGGUCAUCAUGAUUUAAUUACAGGCAUGUACAGCAGUUCCAGCGCUAACCAUAACGGCCCCUCGCCAGGUAUAUUGCCGCCUCCUCAUGACGUCCCUUCAAGACACCAUCCACUCGACUCUACCCUUUCCAGUCCACAUCACCACCAGUCACCGUUGGAGAGUGCCAGGGAAGGGCUCGCUCCCAACAUAAUCUCUCCGCUUGUCAGCCCCCUGAAAGCACUAGUUCCACCUUCCCUAUUGCAGAAACACGGCUCUCCGUCAUCACACAGCCAGUCACCAAAUGGGCAGCAAUUUUCUGGAAUACCAAAUAAACCAUACACUCAAUUUCAAAACCAGUCUGUACAGCAGGGAUCUCAAGGUUACCAAGGCAGCUUUCACUCAAUACAAAACUGUUUCCAUUAUGGAGAUUGCUACAGAACAAUGGACCAGUCUGUCACCAGUGAUGUGAUAACAGGGGAAUCCCAUUGCUUUAAUCCUCUGAGACAGAACGGCUAUCACAUACUCAAUGCACCUUUAGCUUCAACAGGCUACGAUGCGAUCUCCGAAGCACAGUGCGUGUCUGAAGACAUGGUCUCCAACGGAACUGAUGAAAAUGGAUUCUUCCAAAACGGCGCCUUUGAUCACUGCUUGAAUCACAUCCCUUCCAUCUAUACAGAUACCUAAGAGCAGUGCUGACCUUGUUUUCUUUAUUAUGCCUAUAACUGAGUAUGUAAUAACAAAGGUGUUGUUCAAGUACUUUUAUUUAGUCUGUAUCCCUAUAUGUGCUCAUUUAAAUAAACACCUCACAUUUACCAAACCAUUUUAUACAUGAAUAGUCUGUAUAAGAUAAUAUUGGACCCUGUUCCUUUGCUGUGGCACUUUGAAAUUCAUGCU
Messenger RNA from Tauraco erythrolophus (red-crested turaco), 1257 nucleotides. NCBI's taxonomy places the organism in Eukaryota, Metazoa, Chordata, Aves, Musophagiformes, Musophagidae. The record is from RefSeq and is a predicted model, not a curated record.